Molecule: messenger RNA, 12571 nt
Organism: Ceratina calcarata
Lineage: Eukaryota; Metazoa; Arthropoda; Insecta; Hymenoptera; Apidae
Gene: Ppa
Product: F-box and leucine rich repeat protein partner of paired
Exons: 1
Coding region: 1807-3252 (481 amino acids)
Biological process (GO): SCF-dependent proteasomal ubiquitin-dependent protein catabolic process
Cellular component (GO): SCF ubiquitin ligase complex
Molecular function (GO): protein binding
Source: RefSeq, a predicted model, not a curated record
AUACAAAGAAUAUUUUAAUUGUUUGAUCGAUACAAAUUCGUUGAUGAUCAGUGAAACAGUAAUUCAUACAGCACACGACAAAAAGCAGAGGAAAUCAAUUGUACUUUUUUCUUUCGAAUCAAGACAUAAUUGUCAGAUGGUCGUAUAUAUAUUUACAGAUAAGUACUUAUGUAAAAUAACAAUGAGGAGAAAAAGCAAUUAGAAAGAAACGAUCGAUCAAAAGGGAUAUUGCAAAAGAGGGAUCGAACGGGGAAAAAAAAAUGCGAGGAACAGUGUAGUCGCAACGUGGUUCUCGGAGAGUACAUGGUGUGUUAUACCCCCACCAUCCGACGAAAACUUAAAAAUGCCGCCGCAGCGCAACCCGAAUCGAUAUUCGUCGAGGUAGUCACGUGAUCGGGACCCGAACUCCGUUGACCAAUAGGCGACCGGCUCGAACAAAGUUUACUUUUCCCGUCCCGACACGACAUCUGACUUCAGGUAACUGGAACAACAGUUCGCGACUGGUAGCGCACCGGUUUACGUUUUGGCGAUGUGUCGUUUUGAAGCCAGUUACGCGAAUGCUUUUGUGACAUGUUUAACCGUUAAGAGGGCGAACGCGAGUACGAUAUUAAGAUACGUACGCGUCUGACACGAUUCGCUCGCGGUUCGUUUUCGGUUUGAGAUACGGUAACGGCGCGGUGGUGCGCGUGCGAGUACAUCGCUAUCAUUCGUAUCGCGUCUAAAAAGAGAAAUGAUGAUCAUGUGGCGAAGAGCAGGGCGCACGUAGUUUAGUUUGGAGAGCAACUGUCUCCUCGUGUGCGAGCAGUAAGAAAAGAAGAUAAAUAAUUGGCGUGGUGAGAGUGAGAGAGGUGAAGUAAUAACAAAUACGUUUUGGAGAAAGAAGCUGGACGAGAAAAAGUGUACCUCACGUACUUAUUGUACGGCGCGACACUCACGCAUGCACGACGUACGUGUAUACUUACGUACGCGCGCUCGCAAGCGCGCCUGCAGCACACAGACGUACGUAACAACGUUAAUACACACGCGCGCAAACGCACACGCGCGCGCACAUGCGCGCGUGUGUGUAUGUAUAUCACUGUAGAUGACUACGUACACGUACCUGUACGUCUAUAGAAAGAGAAGAAGAAGAGAAGGACGGUGCGAGGGAGGUUAAAGGAGAGAGGGCGCUUGGGAAAGGAGGAAGGGAGCGAGUAAAAGAGAGAAACGUAGAGUGCGAGAAGAAAGAAAGCGAAACGCGUGGAAGAAGCGAAAUAGGAGUCGAAAAAUGCGGUAGUGUUACGUUUGUUGUGUGCCGUUUCGCGAGUGCUCUCUAAGAAAUAUAUCUGCGUGGGAUUGAAAAUUGGUGAAGUAAAACAAUCGAUGAACUUUCUCUCAUUCGAUUCGUUUUUUUGGUUAGAACGGAUCUAUUGUCAAUGAUCAAUCUAAUCGGAGAGUUAACACGAACGGCCGAAAAAUAAAUUCCUUCGAGGCUGAGAUUAUACGCACGUCGUUGGACCGUACGAAUUAAUAUUCGUACGAAAUAAUCGGGGAAGUAUGUAUUACGCAUGGUAUGAGAUCGUCGGAUGUAACUAAAAAGAAGAAUAGCGGCGCGUGGAAGACAGGAAAAGCGAGACAGGGAGAGAAAGAGAAAGAGAAAGAGAAGCGUGAAGAGAUGAUUCCGUAAGGACGGAAGGCUGUGAAGGGGCGGCAAGGGAAGGGGUCGGAAAGGAAAGGGAAAGGGAAAGAUAUACAAAGUGAUCGCGGACGUUCAGAGAUUUUGAAAAACGAGUGUAUGUGCGGGCGUGUGUGUAUAUAUCAGUGGGCAAGAUGGAGGAAAGUCAGCUGUUGAUGACGGAACUUCCUGCAUUAACGCCGAACCGCGGCACGACGUUGCUUCAUCGUUCGGGACAUUAUUAUCAGUUGCACCAGCCGCACCUAGCCGCGAUACAGUCGUCGCAAAGUCAAGGGAUCCUCUACAACUCGAGCAACACGCCACAUUAUACCAGCGGUACGACCGGUCUACCGGCAUACGCGCAAGGCCUCUCGUCGAGGCAACAACCGCAAGUAACUCCCCGCGGCACGGUCGCGGCCAGCACGCAUAUCUCCUGUUUGUAUCCUGAAAUAUUGGCGCUGAUCUUCAGCUACCUCGAGGUCAGGGACAAAGGACGCGCGGCACAAGUGUGUACCGCGUGGAGGGAUGCAGCGUAUUACCGGUCCGUCUGGCGAGGGGUUGAGGCCAGGUUACAUUUAAGAAAGCAGGCACCGGCGUUGUUCGCUAGCCUGGUCAGGAGAGGAGUGAAAAGGGUUCAGGUAUUGUCGCUGAGAAGAGGUCUCGGCGAUGUUUUGAAAGGCGUGCCAAACCUGGAGGCGUUGAAUCUUUCAGGCUGCUACAAUAUCACCGACGCCGGCCUGAUCAACGCUUUCUAUCAAGAAUAUCCCACGCUCACCGAAUUGAAUCUUUCGUUGUGCAAACAAGUGUCGGACAUUUCUCUCGGUAGGACAGUGCCGUAUUUAAAAAAUCUAGAGCAUCUCGAGCUCGGUGGUUGUAGCAACAUUACCAAUGCCGGGCUGCUCUGUAUAGCGUGGAAUUUGAAAAAACUGAAGAGACUCGAUUUGCGAAGUUGUUGGCAAGUAUCUGACUUGGGUAUAGCGAAUUUGGCCGGCGUGAAUCGCGAAGCGGCCGGGGGAAAUUUCGAAUUGGAGUAUCUGAGCCUUCAGGAUUGUCAGCGGCUGAGCGACGAGGCUCUCAGGUAUGUGUCGAUCGGUCUGACCACCCUGAAAUCCAUCAACCUUUCGUUUUGCGUGUGCAUCACCGACUCGGGACUGAAACACCUGGCCAAAAUGCCCAGCUUGCUUGAAUUGAACCUUCGCUCGUGCGACAAUAUUUCCGACAUCGGUAUGGCGUACCUCGCGGAAGGUGGUAGCAGGAUUUCCUCGUUGGACGUGUCGUUCUGCGACAAAAUCGGGGAUCAAGCGCUCGUUCACAUCUCCCAGGGACUGUUCAAUUUGAAAUCCUUAUCGCUGUCCGCAUGCCAAAUCAGCGACGAGGGUAUCUGCAAGAUCGCGAAGACCUUGCACGAUUUGGAGACUCUGAACAUCGGCCAGUGUAGCAGGUUGACGGACAAGGGACUCUACACCAUUGCCGAGAGUAUGAAGCAUUUGAAAUGUAUCGAUCUUUACGGAUGUACCAGGAUAAGUACCAACGGCUUAGAGAGGAUUAUGAAGUUGCCGCAACUGAAUACGUUAAACCUUGGUCUGUGGCACAUGCGGUGAUGGCUUUUUCUGAACCGUACGCACUAUUUACGUUCCUGCAUUCGUAUGAACGAUGAACGCGUUUCCUCGAUGCCAGUCAAGCAUCGUCGGAUACCAUACCGAUCUCUGAGUUAUUUCUCUUAACUCUUUUCCUCCUUUACUUUUCUCUUAUUUCUCGUAAACAUUUUUUACGGGCUGUCCAAUUGAACGGAUAAGUGUAAGUCAACAUUAAGCUCGAUUCCGUUCGGAUUUUCUUUUCUUCUCGUGACUAACCGGUGACUGCCAUCGCGCAUCGUGUCAAAGAUCAAUUUUUACUUAUCAGUUAAUAAUAAAAAAAUAAAAGGUUCAUUAUUCGUGUGAUACGCAAGUUUACCCUCGUUCAACGUACUUCAACUUUUCGGUACGAAAUAUCUUUCACCGGGGUCCUUUCUUUCUGUAUGUUCGACGGCUUCGUUCAUCGCAUAUCUGUAAUAACUAACUCAAGGUUUCACAUUUUGCUAUACCAUUUCUUUAUCAUACACCACUAAGUGUCAGUCAAAGAUUAUAUAUCCCCACGUUUCAAAUGAUUACGCUUUUCUAAUUUAAUCGAUUGCGUUCACAACUGCCGUCUCCAAUGCUCUCGCAAUAUUUCACACAUUAACACAUACAUACAUGUACGUACAUUGUUGCUAUACACGGCAAAAAGGUUUCGAUUAAAUUAAACACACGAUACGAAAUGAAUCGAUAAGUGAAAGGAGUAAGAGCCUCUUUCUUGAGAAACGUUAUUGUUCAUGUAUUAUAAAACAAGCAGAUCAAAUGUUUUUAGUUUUUUCUAUUGGUUUAAACGUUCUCAAUUAAUUUUGUAUUAUCGUGUGGGAAACUUUUUUGCCAGAGAUAGUACCGUGGAGGCACGUGCGUUUUUCAUGUACGUACGCGCACGUGCGCACACGACUGCAUCUACCGUGUGAAGCAAUCGGGCGUAGAACACAUACGCGGUUAGCAUACUUUCUUUUUCACCUGUUUUCCGUUAACGAAUGUUUCAUCCUGCAGGCAAUCACGUAUAAUGCAAUAAUUCUAUAACACAGCACGGUUAAAAAAUUGAGAAAGUGACUCCCAUAUAUCGUAUAAAGCGAUUGUGAUAUUCCAAAUAGACGCGUAUGACUUUAUUUUAAACUUCUCGCGUAUUGAACGAAAAACAUUUUUAUGGAAUAAUGUGGUAGGAUAGUCACGUGCGCUUUAAUAUAUUCAAAGAAUGUGAUCACACCGUGCUGUAGAUUGCCUGUACCACUUUCGAUUUAUACUGAACGAACACUAUUAAGUAUAUUAUAUAUACAAUCUUACACAAAAGUAACAAAGAUUUUGAAUUCUUUUCUUCUUCAGUUUUAAACAUAAAUAUUUGAGUUACUUUCCAUACUGUUCUUUUCAAAAAUAUGCAUCUGUUGUUUGGUAAAGAAUACUGUUUCUUCUCUUUCGCUGAUUCGAUUGUUUGUGGUAAAGUCGUACCAAAGAACCGGAGAUUAGACUAACGUUACAUAACAAUCGUCCGAUUCGUUUAUCUUUGCCGUGAUCCGAUUAUGUCGAUACGAGAUACCGUGUAGAUAUGAUAGUUACGUCUCCUUUGAACAGUGUAUAGAGCAUUUGCUCCCUGAAUAACAAUAAGUGUAUUCGACGUGGCAUUUGUAACAAGAGCUAUGAUGUAUGUCAAAAGAUGAAAAAUUUUUUAGGCGUCAAUUUUGUAUGAUACGAUGAUUAUUUAGUUUGUACGCGACUUAGUAACGGUAGACGCGAUUCCGUUUUGUAAAGAAAUCUAUUUUCUUCUAAUUCUAUUUUGUAGAGAUAUCAAAUGAUAGCGCAUACGCCUCUUGAAGGCAUGCAGCUAUAGACGUAAAGUGCAGAAAAGGGAAAGAUGAAUAUAGGGAGAGAGUGUGCAGAUUCACAAUGUGAAUUUUACAGACAUAGGGAUGAUGUUUCUAUUGCCGCGAACGAAAACCGUGAACUAUAUCUACAUACGUCGAUGUGAUGAUUUGUAUACGGACCUAAAAAUUAGUGAAGAUGAAUCCUAUUCAUUAGCUUGGUGCAUACUAAAUGCUCUUUUAUUUUCUAUAUCAAACUAGGCAUGCUAUUGUUUUUGUUAAUUAGAAAUUGAACUUUCGUUGUUACAGUUUCGAUUUGUAAAAGUUAUCCAUCGGAAAACGUUGCAUGCAGUUUUUUCAUUAAUAUCUUUCGUUUAAGAAAUUUAAAAGUAAGUUUGGGCUCUUUUAAUGUUUACCCAUUAAAUUUCAAAUGCUAAAUUUAUAUUUUCAUAAACUUUUGUGAUACUGCAGAUGUAAAGUGAUAUAGCUAGUACACAAUGUAAACUAUUUAGUAUUGCAUUUAGUAAAUAAUAUACAUCUACUAUUAAUUUUGUUAACAUUUGUCAUACGUGUAUCACGUUAGGUCAUUCCAUAAAUAAUGUGGACUUUAACACUAAAACGAGUUAAAUUGAUGGGCGUUUAAUAGAAAAAUGCCUGCUUAAAAAUAUAUCCGUAUGUUUUAAUGUUAAUGAAGUGAGAAUGAACAGAAAAUGUAGUGAAAGAAGUGAAACAUCAAUAAAUAGAGAGUUAUCUCAAUGGUAGAUGAAAAUUAAAAGGAAUUUGCAUUAUUAAUGGGUUGACUUAAGAAAAGAUGACAAAUUAAAACUUUAAAGAAAAAUUGCAUUUUGUAUUCACCAAUCUAACUUAUAAGAAUAUUGUCUUCUGUUAUUAUCGCAUCAACAUCGUAUAAUGCAUCUCAUUAGUUAUUUUCGGGGCAAAAAUUUCAUUCUUACCUUGUCUUUCGCUCUACUUAUUUACUGCGAUUUUAUGUUCUACGUAUCUUAUUCUAGAUAAUUUUGUUACGAUAUGUUUGGUCUUUUUCUUAAUUAUUAUAUAUUACGGCUUUUUUGUUGUACAUUAUUGUAGGAAAUGGGCGUUGCUUGAUGAUACCGAAUCGAUAAAUUACCAACACAUUUGAUUAAAAUUUCUGAACGUGUUAUACAUAUUACUGCGUUCUGUUUUCUGUAUAUUAUAUUCAGUUGCUGUUAUAUAUUAAUGGACAUAAUCGUUUAAAAAUUGAUACAAUAUGUUACAUCCCUAAUAAGUUUCAGUUUUAUCUCCUACAUGUUUUCUUACAUCUAUUACAUGAUUUAAAUGUUCCAUUUUUGCAGCUAAACGCUGGAUUCGAGUUAUAUCGGUGGAAUCAUUAUUUAAAUCUCAAAAAUAUUUAUUUUAUUUGUCAUACCACAAAUGGUACAUCCAUUCAAUCUUCAAAACUCGGUACAGGGAUAACAAUAAAUGAUACGUUAUCAUUCUGAUUUAUGAGAAACGUAAUUUAUGUAAUCCUUGUUGCAUCGUAGAGAUUUUUAAUGAAUGUUCCCGGCUAAAAUGAAUCCAAACACAGUGUAAAUCGGAUUAAUUUUGGAAUUAUUAAAAGUUCAACAGAUUUAUGUAAUAUUUCACGUCGCAAUAUGUUGAAAACAUCUCUACGAGUUUCAAACUAAAUAAUAAAUUAAAAAUGCUUAAAUAUUAAUUAAUAAAUUCUUUUAAUAAUCUGCCUGUUAGUGAAUAAUUUUGUACAACUAUCCACGUAGAGAUAGAAGAAUAACAUGAUGGAGGAAAUUGAUCAAACAAUUUUAUCUUCCUCUAGCCAAUGCUUUUUGUAGCCACUGUACAUCCGCCCAUAAAUACACAUUAGGACAUUUGUGUAAAAAAAAUACUCAUACUAACUGUGAUCAUUACCGUAAUUAGAUCUUUUAUUGUAUUAUUUGAACUGCAGAUGCUCGUGCAACUUAUGAUAUAUUAAAAUGUGCAAAAAAUAAAAGUGGAUAAAAUAUUGGUAGUAAAAUGUAUAACUAUAAUCAUUUGAAGAUUAGAAAAGAGCGUUGAUAUGUGUAGAAUCUACUUAUAUAAACGAAUGAAUCGUGCUAUAAGGUCUUCAUAUUUUCAUUCAACAUCUUUCUUUGUAAUAUACGCUUGAAUGCACAUAUCUUUUAAUAAUAAAUCUUUCAGAAAGUUUUCAUCAAAUGUGCAUGGAAAUUCAUUCGAUUCGGUGUUGUUACGAUUUAUCUAUUCUAGCAAUUUUAAAAUUCAGUAAUAAUUUGAUAUGUAAUGUGCAAUUGAUUUAUUGAUUUCAAAUCGUAAUUUUUCAUUCAACAGCGCAUAUUUUCUAUCAGUAACGAAUGAAUGACAAUUCUCUUUGUCAAAUUGACUUGUUCUUUAUUUGACGGUAAAAAUAAACAGGUUGAUGUAAAUAAUUUCUGUUCUUAAGUAUUGUUGUAUUACAGUUGUAUGUUACCAUGCUCAUUAAGUCUAGAAGUAUGAUCACAAGUAAAUAGGAAUGUACAGUGGCUCGAAUUCUUUCGUGAGCCACUGUAAAUAUUCGCGCGUUCUGUUUUUGAAGAUCAGUUUUCUUAUAAAAAGAAAAAAUGGAUACUGUUGUUACGAUAUUUUCCUUACCUAAAAUUAAGGAACUACUAUAUCGGAUUUUUGUUAGUAAAAAUAUGUACAUGAAAUCGUUACAGCAUUUACCACAUAGAACGCGACGUGCAGGAACUUGAAAAACCGUAAUUUUUCAAUUACUAUCGAAUUCUCUGUUUUCGUUGACAAUGUUAAAUCACUGCGAAGUGAUUGCGUUUGUUAAGCUUUUAUAAUAUAUUUCUUUAUAUGUUAAUAUAGUUCAUUUGCACUUUUACAAAUAUGUUUUUUUUCUCAAUAUCCUCCUUGCAUGUACGCAAUCAUACGAUUCAUGUGUACUGUAUACGACAAGAAUAAGCAAGCAAGUUUGCAUACCAAUAAAAAAAUUAGUCUGAUGUUGGGAUAAUUAAUUAAUUCGGUUUUUGUGCAAUUGCAUGCGAUAGUUUAAUUUUUGUUAUCAUAUGUUUCAUACGUUUCGUACAGACUUCAAAUGAAAUGCACUUAUUAAUUUAUAAAAUUCAGUUUCAAAACUGCGCUUAAAUACUCGAGUUGAGUGGUGCACUAUAAAUAUAACAGAAACUACUUUAAUUCUAUAAUCACAAGUAAUCGAAAAUCCUUAUAGUAUCAAGCUUACUCGUACAAAGGCUGUUAACUGAAUAGUACAUGAUGAAAACUUUCAAAGAACGAAUUCUACAGCAUCACAGAUACUUGCUGCAGCUGCAGCUGCAUAAAAUCGGACUAAAAUUAUUUUUAAUAGAAUUUAAAUUCCAUUCAAUACCAGUUGACUUCGUGUUGUAUAAGCCUGAUACUGGUUCGUCUUCCCAAUGUUCUGUCUUUCUAUGUUUACUCUAUUUCUGUAGUUAUGUCGAUUGGGGUUUCUCUUCUCCAUUAGUCCCAAGGAAUAUCCUUUAUUAUGUCUACCGUUCUUUCUUUCGGCAACUUUGAUUGUCGUCCACAUGAAGUUUUCAAUUGAAUUGGAAAAUUCUUGAUCUCGUUACAGAAAAAUACUUUUAAAAAUCCAGAAUACUUUUGGGAUCAAUUAUACACAAUACCUUUACAAAAUAAUAUGAGUUCUACAACAUACUAUAUAAUAGAAGUUAAUAAAGUAAAUGAAACGCUAUCCUCGCAUUGAUAUUUCUAUUGUUCGACUUCCAUGUAUUAGUUACAGUAAUUAACAAAAAUUUCUACAUCGACCGUUGGACAGUAUGCUUAUUUCGAACAUGAAAUACACGAUGAACGAAGCUCCUGAAUUCCAGACGCUCAUAAAAGAUAUUAAUAACUAAAAUUCUGAAUCCCUUUGUCCUAUCUUCUUUUAUUUGUAUAACUGGCCUGGACUAUCCGUACGUAAAAUUGACAACAUAUUUCUAUGUAUCUUUAAGCGAACGUACAAAAUGCUCGGAGUACGCGACGCAUACGAAAUAUAAAAGCACCUUCAUAAUUCUCUACAACACAAAUUAUUGAAAUAUUUAUUUUCUAAUAGAAAUACGUAUUUGCAUAAAUCCUCGCAAUUCAGUUGUAUCUCCUCUGUAAGAUGUUCGCUAAUACGAGAGUGAGACGAUGAUUUGCUAUGAAUUAUUGAUAGCUGAUUCAUGAUUAGCUGUCGUCAGAGAAAAUAGAAGAGUCGAGCGAGCGACGUUCUUUGUGAAAAUUAGAAGAACAUCAUUCUAAUGUAAUUACGAAAUGUAAAAAGUUUGUAUCUUCCUAAACUGCGUAUCAGUUAUCAGUGGUAUGUACAUAGACGAACAGUCAGUUACAAACUUAUCAAAUUUUUAUAAUAGAAGUACUUUUGUACUAUUAUAAUACGUUUGUUAAAAAUGGAAUUAGACAGAUUUCAAGGAUAUGGUGGCGUUUUCUGCAUCUGUCGAUUGCAUAUGAACAUAGUCUAAAAUCAGCAUACAGCAAAGUAGUACGUCAUUAUCUGCCUACUACUUGCUUACGUUCCUAGUAAACAAAUAAGAAAUGUCUUCUUUGGAAUCUGUCAAAUUUCAUCGUUCUUAUUUUCCUUUUGUUUAAACUGUUUGAAGAAUCUUAGGUAUAUUUGUGACUGACUGCAAGCGUUUCUCUAUUCAUAUACUCGCUAUUGUAUAUAAAUGUUUUUCAUAGUAAAAUACAUGAUUUGUUACCCUUUUUCAUAAAGACAUUCAAGAUUAAAAACGGGAAUCGAUUUUGUUUACCGAGUUGAUGAAAGGAAUCAUCGAAUUGUUUCUCAAAUAAAAAAAAUUAACAAAUGUGUGUAUCGUAUGCCUGUGGGAAUUAUAAAGUACAUUUACAAAGUAAGCAAUAUGUCCCAUAUACAAGGAAGCAUGAACAACUUCGUCAGACAAAGACUGUUCGAAUCGGUACGAGGAACGAAGGAGACGGCGUCACGUUUUUUAAUUCAAAAUAAAAUAUAAUAUCCGUAAGUUUGCUUGUAAAUUUGCCGUAAGUAUAUACAUACACGUGUAUAUGAUAAAUGUAAAGUUACAAAAGCUACGAAAAAGACACGAGUUUUGGAAAAAGAAUUAUUCAUAUUCCACUGGUCGAUACCUUAUUACUACGAUAUAGGUACACAAAAUGUUUCAGAAAAGUUUGUUCAAGGAAGAACGUGACAAUAUGUUGUGAACUAAACGAGGAAACGAAGAAGCGAAAAGUAGAGAAAGAAACUUGAUAAGUCUGUGGUGAGGUGGCAAAAUGGGAUGAAGCAUGUAAUCCUUCGAUUCUAUUUUUACGAUUUCAUAGUUGAAUUUAUCAAUCGGGUCGUUUUUAAAGUAAUAUGAUCUCUUUGAUCAGUUCCACGCUACGGUAUUACGUGAGCAGCGUGACACAAGUUUUGUCAACUGACCACAGAGACAAUAGGAAGGUCUCAGCGUUUCAAGCUAUCAUUUUCGUUGUUUAACGUUAGAUAAGCUUUUAUAUGAAAACGAGUAACGGAUCGGAGUGUCGUUUCGGCGCGUCGAAUUCAGAGACCAUCAUUAUUCAGAUGUCAGGUGAGAACGAGACGGUAAAUAUGCAGGUGCGUUCACGAUGCUUGUGUAAAUUGAUCCAAUUGCAAUUUUUUUUAUGUAUGAGAGAAAUGAGAGUUAGUGCGAUAAUCUGUAACUGAUUACGGUCUUACACGUGCUGCGCCGUUCAACUGAUUUUAUUUAUCAGUUGUGCGAAAAAUCCGAAGAAGGAAACUUGCGUUCUCGUUACCAUUUUCAUUCGAAAUGAGAUAUACAGCCAGUGCAUAGAAAACGCAUACAACAGGCAAAACGAAAAUUGAGAGAAGUUAAUUAAACUACAUACUUUACAUAUCCAAACUUAUAAGUAAAGUUUCCAAAGCAAAAGAAAACAUGCGUAUUUCAAACUUUUACCAUCGAUGUUUUGUUACAUUGUAAAAAAUAUUCGAUGCGGUUGCGUUGAAUUGAUAUCAACACCGUUUCUCAUUAAUUGUUGAGUUGGAUGCUAAUAUUUUCAGUUUGUAAAUAGGUGUAUAAAGAAUUUAGUUAUGUACGUACACCCAUCUCAUUAUAUUUUGACCGAAAACGAACACGAACAAGCGUGCACCGCCGUUAGAGGCAUAUGGCGAACAAUGCGUAUUCGCGGUCAAGAUACAAUGAGUCAAGUGUAUACACUUCUAUUAUAAUUAUUAUUUUGCAUUACGUAUAUCUGUUAUAGGGAAAGUUCUCAUUUGUUGAAGAAAGAAACAAUGUUUUAUGUUUUGAUAGGAAUAAGAAAAAAUAAGCAAUUCGAAUAUGUUCAUGUGUUCAGAUAGCAAAAUCUGGUAUAUACAAUUUUUAUAAUACCUAAGGUGACAUUGAUAUCUUGUCAAGAAAAGUAAGUUGUAUUGCGUCUUCCUAUCAUGUUAGUUUUAGUUAUAAUUAAUUACAAUAAAAUCUAUCGUAUGUGAUCUUCAAAACUGUAUUUAAAAAUUGGUAGCAAAAUAGUGCAUAUCACGUUUUGUCACCUGAGCACAGAUUAAAAAGCAAGUAUAGAAAUUUCGAAAUCAAAUUAGGAAGAAAUUCAGUUAUAGAAGAAUAAUUUGAUUUAACGUCAUUUUUGUUUCGAAAUUUCUAAUGUAAUAUGAGAAAUGGAUAAUGUUCAAAGGGUAAUGAAUCUUUCAACGUUUUAAUAUAAAACAUCAAGUUUUUAUCCAACUUCAUUCGAAUCAAAAGAAAAAUCUAUGUUUCAUAUUUCACAAUAAAAGUAUCGACGAUACGUUUUGUAUAUGUAAUUGCUCCUAUUUUUGUCUCUCAGUAUAAAUACUCAGAUGAGAAAAUUAACCAUUUCGAAGACUCAUUAAUUUUCUACUGUUUUCAAUUUAUUGACAAAUUGAUCACCGCUUUUAUGAUAAUGAAAUGAAAAAUAAAUUCGAGAUGUGGCGGCAUUUACAUAUACCUACUACAAUUUCCCUCAAGUAAGUGAAAUAUGUAAUCAUACAUUAACGUUCGUGACACACGUUUUUCAUAAAAUAUUAUUUCGUGAAAUGGAAUUUUCAAUUCUCAAUUAUUAAUUAAUUAUCAGUUUUAGUGGUUUUGUUAAAUUGUUGAUUAAUUUUUUAUAAGAAUACUGGCAAUUAUAAUAAUAAAGAAAGCGCUUUGGAAUCUGUAAUUGAAACAGUGAAUUAUGUAGUACGUGUAUCCAAAUGUACGAAGGAAAUGCAUUUAAAAAUCAAUGAGUGGUCGGAAUAUCGAGAACGCGAGUCGAGGGGAAACAUUCAAAUAUUUGACUAUUGUGUAGUUGAUUAUAUGUAUUAUAUAAUAGUACACAUACGUUAUGUGUGUAUGUGCGCGUGAAGAACUGAAGAGGAAUUCGGCCUGCUGAUCGCUCCGUCCGUAGCGCACUUUGUAAUUAUGUGCUGUAAAUAUUCAACGACGAUAUGUUUAGCUAAUAAUACACGCCCAAUUGUGUGACUGUAAAUACCAGACGUGAAGAAGAUGUUUGUUAAAUAUAGAAUACGUUACGUUUUUCAA